ACUAGAAAUAUAUUAAAGUGCUCCAUUUUGUAUUUUGAUUAAAGUCAGGCAACACAUGUAUUGUAUUUCAUCAUUUCCCUUUUUAACAGCAACAUAGCAGUGUGUACUGGAGGAAAGGAACCAACCAAGCUCUCAGUGAUCUCAAUCCAGGAAAAAGUUUGCAUGAACUUCUGCAGUUUAUUAAGGUUCAGGGAUGAAUUUGAUGGACAUAUUCAGCGAGCAGUGGUCGGAGUCCAGCGAGCAGUGGUCGGAGUCCAGCGAGCAGUCUUCGGAGUCCAGCGAGCAGUCUUCGGAGUCCAACAAGCAGUGGUCGGAGUCCAGCGAGCAGUGGUCGGAGUCCAGUGAGCAGUCUUCGGAGUCCAGCGAGCAGUCUUCGGAGUCCAGCGAGCAGUCUUCGGAGUCCAGCGAGCAGUCUUCGGAGUCCAGCGAGCAGUCUUCAGAGUCCAGCGAGCAGUGGUCGGAGUCCAGCGAUCAGUCUUCGGAGAACAGCGAGCAGUGGUCGGAGUCCAGCAAGCAGUGGUCGGAGUCCAGCGAGCAGUGGUCGGAGUCCAGCGAGCAGUGGUCGGAGUCCAGAGAGCAGUCUUCGUAGUCCAGCGGGCAGUGGUCGGAGUCCAGCAAGCAGUGGUUGGAGUCCAGCGAGCAGUGGUCGGAAUCCAGUGAGCAGUGGUCGGAGUCCAGCAAGCAGUGGUCAGAGUCCAGCGAGCAGUCUUCGGAGUCCAGCGAGCAGUGGUCGGAGUCCAGCAAGCAGUGGUCGGAGUCCAGCGAGCAGUGGUCGGAGUCCAGCGAGCAGUGGUCGGAGUCCAGCGAGCAGUCUUCGGAGUCCAGCAAGCAGUGGUCGGAGUCCAGCGAGCAGUCUUCGGAAUCCAGCGAGCAGUCUUCGGAGUCCAGAGAGCAGUCUUCGGAGUCCAGCGAGCAGUGGUCGGAGGUCACUGCCCCUAACCUGGAGGCGAGACGGCGAGCCCCUGUUCCAUCAUCAGGUUUUUUGGUAACAUUCCCUAUGAUAUAGCAUCAUACGUACACUUGUGUUUAUUGGUGUGUCUAUUCUCCUGGUUGUAACUGAGAAAGAAUGGAAAUCAACUUUUGACCUUAGAAUGGGCACAUGGAAGAGUGGUCGUGUAUGGCUCAGUUGUUAAAGAAUGGUGCUUGCAACACCAGGAUUGUGGGUUUGAUUACUGGGACCACCCAUACGUAAAAUGAAUGCAUGUUUCACUGUCACUUUGAGUAUAUGGCAUAUAUUAGAGGGUGUUUAAUAUUUUUUAUUGUAAAAUAAUACAUUUUUGGUUAAAGGACUUGGGUGGGGUCAUGUGUGCAUAGUGUCCCCCAGUCUUUGCUAUUACCUCAUGUUUGUAUUUGAAGAGUUGCAGGUCAGCCUGAGGGCUCCAGCUAUAACUGGGUAAACAACUGGGGCCAUCGACCCAGCUCUCCUCGUCUGUCUUUAGAUAUGACUCAGCCAUAUAAAGGCGACCACUGGUCCAGCUACAAUCUCCACAGGAAAAGCUGAUGACUCCUAAAGCUAACGCUGGGUAAUAUAUAUUAUAAACUGGGUGGUUUGAGCUCUGAAUGCUGAUUGGCUGAACCCCGUAGUGUAUCAGACCGUAUAAGGGAAUAACUCGCUGCUCUGAACUCCUCUUCUUAUAUACCUCACCAGGUUCCCCUCCACAGGGGCCUGUCUCUCCUUACUAUUUCACUCGUUAUGGCUUCUCAGCGGACUGCAAAGUGGUGGCGUUCCCUGGGGACAACCCAGGUUGCUCUGUAGCUGUCUUUGUCAAGGGCUUCUGUUUUGAUUUCCUCCUCCUGUCAUUCUGUCAUUUGGCCUCUGGGUGGCAGUAGCACUGUACUAAUGGCAUUGAUCUGCUCCAGUAAUCCUCAGCUCCUCCACUCCUAUUCUACACAUGGAUGUUGUGUAGAUUCUAAUGAGAGUGCAUGGCGGCGGUGGUCACAUGUUCACCCUCUUCCCAGGCAGCUGGAUAUGAACCCGAUGAACAGAGAGAGGAGCUGCCCCCUCGCCAAGCAAGCAGCCCUUGUUUAGGACCACGACCAUUCCUGCCUGUGCUGUGUGCUGCCCAUGUCUGUAGACUAGAAUGUCACGGCAGGCCAGCUGAGCAUAAACACAGACCCUGACAGGCUUCAGCCCGCUCCGCCCUCUACGCUAGUCCGCUCAGCAGUGUCAUCUGCAUAAAAGGGGCUUUGCGACCAAUAAAAAGACGGGCAACGCCCAGAUCGCAGGUGUGUGAGCCAGCCUGAGGCACAGUCCAUUGAGAUUGAACUCUUUCAGUACAGCUCGGUGUGAGCAGUCAAACAAUAGCAAAUGGACUAAUUGAUACAGCUGUGCAAUUGCCUGGCUAUAAUUCAUUUUGAUCAAUGGUGUGAUACAGUAUGUCAAGGUAGGCAGGAUACAUAAGGGGGUGCAGUAAAAGUGGAAGGAGGCUUCAUGCUAAGAUUUAAAAUGGUUUUCCAAUUGAUAUGUACACUGAACUGAAUUAUAAACGAAAAAAAAAAAAAAGCCACCUCCAAUGCCGUUUUGGAGAACCGCAGAGCACAUGUAUGGCAUCGUGUGGGCGAGCAGUUUGCUGAUCUCAACAUUGUAAACAGAGUGCCCCAUUGUGGCGGUGGGGUUAUGGUAUGGGCAGGCAUAAGCU
Molecule: messenger RNA, 2639 nt
Organism: Oncorhynchus kisutch (coho salmon)
Lineage: Eukaryota; Metazoa; Chordata; Actinopteri; Salmoniformes; Salmonidae
Product: osteocalcin 2-like
Exons: 2
Coding region: 194-589 (131 amino acids)
Source: RefSeq, a predicted model, not a curated record